Messenger RNA from Penicillium angulare, 342 nucleotides. RefSeq lists its product as uncharacterized. NCBI's taxonomy places the organism in Eukaryota, Fungi, Ascomycota, Eurotiomycetes, Eurotiales, Aspergillaceae. The record is from RefSeq and is a predicted model, not a curated record. The transcript is spliced from 3 exons. Bases 1 to 342 code for a protein of 113 amino acids.
AUGACUUACAAGACCAACUAUGACCUCUACAAAUGCGAUAGCAUUGAAAGCAGACGCUCACCACCACCAGACGAGCGGCUACUCUCCCCGUUAGCAACGCUCUACCCGCAUGUGGCGGCCCUGCAGCCGCAGUACAACUCCAACAGCUGCACCUUCACGGGUUAUCGCCAAACAGACUACUGGGCUGCCGCCUACACUACACAACCAAUGGAACAACCACCACUCUUAACACGACGAGGUAGUGAUCUACCUUGUCGUUUUGUAUCAAAGUUGCGCCGACUACUCAGCCGAGACGAUCUAAAGUAUCGACGACGCUCAGAGGCGACAGCACGAACAGCAUAA